Polyodon spathula (Mississippi paddlefish) is the source of this 2633-nucleotide messenger RNA. RefSeq names its product BTB/POZ domain-containing protein KCTD4-like. Gene Ontology annotation, molecular function: protein binding. Gene Ontology annotation, biological process: protein homooligomerization. The record is from RefSeq and is a predicted model, not a curated record. NCBI's taxonomy places the organism in Eukaryota, Metazoa, Chordata, Actinopteri, Acipenseriformes, Polyodontidae. The coding region runs from base 1308 to 2081 and encodes 257 amino acids. The transcript has a single exon.
UCUAUCAUCCCUCGCUUUACUGUAGGUUCGGAUAUAUCGCGUCCUGGAGUUGGCUCCCCAUUUUUACAGCUUAACUGCACAAGCCUCUCAAUAUUAUUCACCACAUUAGAUUGAUCAUUUGGCGGUUGAAUUUGCUGUAUGGAGCUCAAAACAUGAACAAGAAAAACAAGCAGAGAAAAGUAGCCAAUUACUUUCCCAGCUGUAUCAAUUGACUGCAUUGCUGCCCUUGUUAUAAUAUAGCGGAUUUAUACUGGACCCAGACACCCACGCUAUAGAGUGGGUAGUGUACUAUAAAUAACUACAAAACUGUUUUCCAAAGUUCAUCAGAAGAAUUUGAAACUUAACCUUACAUGGCAACUCACUUUGUAAUUCUUUGAGUGUAUAACCAUUUUAAAUGGUAAAGAUGAAAUAAUAUCUGCAUACACAAUUAAACAGUAGUGAAUUCUGCAGCCUGUUACUGUACAUCAGACUAAAUCCAGGAAUUAAAUACGUACAGAGAAAAUGACCGCUUCUUAUCUGAUGGGAGAGUCAGGUGAGAUUGAGGACUCAGUGGUCAUGUGUGAGUUCCACUGGUAGGACUUAGGCAUAAUCAAUUUGGUCAAAUACAGCAAUGAUGAGCAUCACAACAACUUCAAGGGAAUGCCUGAAUGAUUUGUCUUGGUAAAUUCAGCAAGUAUCUAAAACUUAUAGGAUAGUUUGAUUGGAUUACAACAUUUAUAAAGUGAAUAUUCCACAAUGCGCUCCAUCCACAAUUGUAUGAGCGGUCUGUUUUAACAACUGCCCCUAAAUUGUGUAGCCUGUUGCAGAUACCACUCAAUGCCACAUUUUUUUUCUUUUAUUAAAAAAAAAAAAAAAAAAAAAAACACACACACACAUACACCCUGGAGUACUUGUUUACUACACAAACCCACUAAAGGGCAACAUGACAACUUUAAAACCUUAAAAAGGAAGGGGAACCUGCUCAUAAAGGCUCACAUUUACCUUCCUUCUCACCAGCAGAAUCUUAAUUGCUACAGUGUAGCAGAAAAGCUUAAGAGACCAGGUUCAACGAUCCUUUUUGAAUAGAGGGUUAAAAGCUUGUCUCCCCACCCCCUACCUAUUCAUCAAAUUCUGAUGCCGAUAGCGCACAGCUUAGUCUAUGCACCACCUACAGUGCAGCUGUGUUGUCAGCUCAAGAAAUCCUGCCAGCAUUUGCAUAUCUCGUUUACUGCCAGUGCUCUUCUACUCAACAGUCACACAUAGGUACUGCUGCUUCACCGUGCAGGUCGGAAUCCUUGCACAGCUUGGAAGCACCAGGCAACCCUGCAAUGGAAUUGAAGCUCGGCAGAAUGGAAAGUGAAUUAAACCACAUCAAUCCAGAUUUGCUUCAACCAAGCAAGAACUGCAAGGUGCUCCCUUUAAUGUUUACCCUCAACGUUGGGGGUUACCUGUACAUCACACAGAAGCAGACUUUAUCCAAGUACCCAGGAUCUUUUUUGGAAGAAGUGGCCAGCAGGAAAAGACAGGGUGUGCCCACUGACUCCAAAGGGAAUCCCUUUAUCGACAGAGAUGGUCCCCUCUUCCGACACAUCUUGAACUUUUUGCGAACUGGGGAGCUAAUUCUGCCGGAAGGAUUUCAGGAGUGUGGCUUGCUUGUGAGAGAGGCCGAGUUUUAUGGUUUGGAGAGGCUGGCAGAGGCGAUUAAGGAGCACGAGCGGACAAGGGGGUCUUCUGCAGAGACCACCUUUCUGGAGGUGAUCGACAGUCACGAGCGCUCUCAAGGGCUCAAGGUGUUCUGCAGCGACCCAGAUUUCAUCGAGAGGCUCAAGGGGCGCAUUGUGCAGGUAUCCAAGAGCCGACUGGACGGCUUCCCGGAGGAGUUUGCCAUCUCCUCCAAUGCCGUGCAGUUCCGGCACUUCAUCAAGUCAGAGACAGGCACACGACUGGUACUCAAGGAGGACAACACCUUUGUGUGCACCCUGGAGACACUAAAGUUUGAGACUGUCAUGAUGGCUUUCAGGAGAGGCUUCCGUCUGAUCACAAGCCUGGACAGCAGCAAAGGGUCAAUCGUCCACUGCGAGGGACUUCAUUUCAUUAAGUAACAAAGCAAGAAAAAAAAAAUAAAUACGUGCAGCAGCCCCAUGUCGGGGCUAUAUCGUUUCCCAUAGCUUUCAGAUGGGACUAUCAAUAUUCUCUCUCUCUCUUACCACAAUGGCAUUCGACAGUGGCAUCUGUGAGAAUGGUUCAAGAAUUCUACAUCUUUACUAAGCACAGACAUCCAUUUUAACAGCUUAUUUUCAGGUUUGAAUAACAGCUCAGAAUUAUUCAAAAGCCCCAAUUCGUACAAACGCUAGCAGCAGCAGAUAAUACUUACAGAAACUGCUGCAGCCAAGGCAGGAUUACUAGGCUGAUUAGCUUGCAGCUGCAGCUAAGGACUGCAGGAUGAAGAAAGGUAGUGAAAACUUGUAUAAAACAAACAGAUUAAAAUCGCCACGUUAUGAAAAUAUAAAUUUGUUGUGUUCCGUAUUCUGUAACGUUAUUUGUAUUUGUUGUGUAAUAAAAUGCCUGGCACAAACUGUUGUACUGUUUAUCGCAUGCAUUUGAGUAUGUGCAAAUAUUGUAGCAUACUAGUCAUAUAAUUAGGUGCACACAAA